Macrosiphum euphorbiae (potato aphid) is the source of this 954-nucleotide messenger RNA. The record is from the annotation of a GenBank genome assembly. Lineage: Eukaryota; Metazoa; Arthropoda; Insecta; Hemiptera; Aphididae.
AUGACAACGGAUGUACUUAGACUUAGAGGAGGUGGCAACUCCUCUGACGAAGACGAUGGCACAAACGGCAAGAAAAGUGGUGGCAUGGUCAUAGAGGCCUCCACCUCUCACAAACGAGGACCUCCGAGUCCCAUAGAUACUGGCAAAUCGAUAGAAAGAAAGACCACUGAGGCUGGGAAACUUUCGAAGCAGGUGAAUAGUCUCAUCGGAUGGCUGGAGCAUUUUGCCCAUUCCGAAAGAACUAAGAAACUAAAAGUGGCUGGGUAUGAAGGGAUCAUUGAAAGAACCAAGGCCCUAAGAGAUUUAUACACUGACUUGUGCAUGGAAGUUAUCAGACUGGGCAGUAGGUCCCAGCUGACCCAAGAACAGCUGAAAGCGAUGAUGAACACCAAUGGCGACUCGCUCUUAGAAAAUACGGUGGAAAUCCAGAGAUUGCAGGCCGAGAACGACGAAUUAAGGGCCGAAAUUCAGGCCAGGGAGGACGCCGACGAACUGGCUGAGGAACGGGUGGCUACGUCUGCCCCACCCCCUCCGGCUCGGACGAAACCAGCAACCUAUUCCGAAACUGCUAAGCGGGACCCUAAACCAGGCCAGCCCCAGACAAAGGGAGUUAAGAAUAACCCAAGAAAGAGCAAUAAAAAGACCCUCGAGAAGUGUCGAGAGGUCAAGACAGCCUCCAGGCUGACCAUCGAAGUUCCUAGCGGUGUGACGAUGGCAUCAGCCAAAGCGGAACUAUGGUCGAAAGUCAAAGGGAAGAUCAGUAACCCCAGGGCUAAGACUGUUAUAAAAGGUACUCAGAUAAUAAUACCUGAUGAUGGUAACACGUUUGAGGUGAUAAGCAACCUCCCGAAAGUCAGAAUAUCGGAACCUAGAAAACCGAGUCAUAAUAUACGACGUGGACUCAGAAGUGACGGAGGGAGAGAUUGUCGAUGGACUAAGAGACCAGAACCCUGA